This is a messenger RNA of Salmo salar (Atlantic salmon), 3899 nucleotides long. It is a transcript of the gene traf3ip3, whose product is annotated as TRAF3 interacting protein 3. Lineage: Eukaryota; Metazoa; Chordata; Actinopteri; Salmoniformes; Salmonidae. The record is from RefSeq and is a predicted model, not a curated record.
CAUCCCCUUCACUUCCUGAAAAAAAAACAUGCAAGACAGAAAGAGCGACUUGAGAAAGACAGAGAAUCUACAAGGUGGACAUGGAUUAGAAGACAGAGAAAGCUUGGCUGUUUGUUUUUGUUUACUUCACACCACCUCUUCAGGAUCCAUUACUUCAAACAAUAUUGAUGACUGAGCAGAUAUUCACUUGCAGUUGUAAGACUAGGCCUACACCGUCAUCAUUACAGCCAGACUACCAUGGAGACCCUGGAUAUCACCCUGACCAAGUGGUUUAAGGUGAGAGAAUACGACCAGAAGAGUGAGCAGCGGGCAGAGAAACACGAGGGACUCCGGGGACGCAACAACGUCACUUCCUGUCGGAGCCCAACCAGAGAAGUGGACACACGGUGGAUCAAGAAGGAGCUGAGGCGGAAGAGACAGCAGGAAUUCGAUAUAAGACGAUCAGUCAGCCCAGAAAGGGCCAAAGACUCUGGAAAGGUCAAGGAUGACAGUUGUGUCAUCUGUGACGAAGCGAAGACAGAGUCUUUGCAGUGUAACAUCAAUUGGCCUAUGCCCCCUAGGCUUACGUCCAAUGGACGGCCGUUGAUAAUGGGUCGAAAAAUAAAGACAUCCAAAGAUGACCUGGACAACAGUGAAUGGGCCUCAAUAUGGAGAAAUGAGAAGAGCAGUACUAGAACACUAGAGGCAGUUUCCUCCACCUUCACCACCUCGACCAGAGAACUACCCUCCUCCACCCCAACCCUCUGCACCUCGACCAGAGAACCACCCACCUCCACCCCAACCAUCUGCACCUCGACCAGAGAACUACUCACCUCCACCCCAACCUCCACCCUGAAGACGUCCACCCCAAGCAGAGAACUAGUCCAGCCCAGGUUAAAAGCCUUGAGAAAACAACCACCCACCUCCACCCCUACGUCCACCCCUACCUCCACCCCUACCUCCACCCAUACGUCCACCCCUACGUCCACCCCUACGUCCAACCCUACCUCCACCCCUACCUCCACCCCUACCUCCACCCCGAGCAGAGAUCUAGUCCAGCCCAGGUUAAAAGCCUCCACAAAGAAAGAAAAGGCAGGCAUCCUGAAGGGUACAGGAGGUAAGAAGACACAGCAAGAAGCCAGCGCACAGACAGAGCCUGGCUCUAUAUACACAUCAGGCUCUAUAUGCAGGCCUGGCUAUGUUACCGUCAAGGAAUCUGAAGUUAUUCAGCUGGAUGUUUACUUGCAGGAGGCUCUAUGGAGAGAGGAAGGCCUGAAGAAGAAGUUGGCUGUUCUCCAGAAGCGUGGCUCCACCCUGCUGCAUCACUCUGACACCCUAUGGACUACAAGCUGCAAUGAAGACCUACUAAAGAACAAGAUCAGAGCGUUAGAAACACAGCUGCAAGUCUGUCUGCAGAAACAGAAGCUCCCCUUGGAUGGAGUGAAGAAGCUCGUGCUACAGAUGGAGAAACAGAAGGGAGCGUAUGAGGAGAAAGCCUUGGAGGUCAUCCAGAGGGCUACAGAGGAGAAAAAGGAAGCUCUCAGUCAGGCCGAGACACUCGAGGUGCUGCUGCAGGCAGCCAGGGUGGAAGCGGCACAGUGGCAGGGUCUGUGUGAGGAAAUGAAGGAGAGCUCAGAACAGCUGAAGAAGAAACAGGAGCUCAGCUCUGAACACGUUCUACAACUGCAGAACCAACUGGAGCUUGCCAGGGGUCAGGAGGCGGUGCUUAGGGAGGAGCUGGGGGCAGUACAGCGAGUGGAGGAGGAGUUACAGUCCAACAUUGUUCUACUGGAAGAACAGAACCAGAACCUGAGGGAACAAAUCCAGGAGUUGAGAGAUGCCAGAGCUGAGACUCAGGAGGUGUGCGUGGAUGAAUCCUUGGCCCAGUUGGACGUGUCUCUGGAGCAGUCAGAAGAGUUGGAGCGGACCCUGGCCCAGUUGGAUGUGUCUCUGGAGCAGUCAGAAGAGUUGGAGCGGACCCUGGCCCAGUUGGACGUGUCUCUGGAGCAGUCAGAAGAGUUGGAGCGGACCCUGGCCCAGUUGGACGUGUCUCUGGAGCAGUCAGAAGAGUUGGAGCGGACCCUGGCCCAGUUGGAUGUGUCUCUGGAGGAGGAGGAGAACCUGGCCCAGUUAGAUGUGUCUCUGGAGGAGGAGGAGAACCUGGCCCAGUUAGAUGUGUCUCUGGAGGAGGAGGAGAACCUGGCCCAGUUAGAUGUGUCUCUGGAGCAGUCGGAAGAGUUGGAGCGGACCCUGGCCCAGUUAGAUGUGUCUCUGGAGGAGGAGGAGGAGGAGCAGCUGAUUAUAUCGUCACAGCAGAAGCAGUUAUCAUGGGGAGAUGGAGAUCAGGUUCUGGAGCAGCUCCGUCACGCUCUGGACCGACUACAGCUGAAGGAGAGGGAGUGUGAGGAGCUGCAGAACGAUCUGGAGGCCGUGGAGGCAGAGUGCCAGUCGUGCCAGGUCCGUCUGACGCAGUGCAGGGACGAACUCCGACAGCUCAGCCACCGACGCAGCAGCAGGGUGUGCAGGAAGCCCUGUAUCUCGUGGAUAUGGCUCUGUGUUCUACUACUACUGCUCCUGUCCAUGGUGGCGGCGGCCAUCUUGUGGGCGUGGCAUCCUCCCUUCAAGGACCAAGUCCAGGACCUGUACUCAGCUGUAGAGGAACACAUAGAGGACUAUCUACAGCAGGCCGUCUCUCCACAACACGUUGGCUGCUUCAGGCCUGUCUGACCACAGCACUAGCCUGAGUCCCACAUUGGUUUGGGCUCUCUUGCCAACUCUAAGACAUUGGACUUGACAAGACAGUACAAAGAGAUCUAGGACUCAGGCUACCACAGCACAGCUCAGGUUUAGGAUUCAUUGUUUGAUUGAGUUUGUUUUGUGUAUAUUAGGAAUUUUUGUUAAGGUAUUAUUAAUUUAUUUUUUAACAAAAAAAAUCUAGCAAAAACAAUCCAAAUGAUAAAAGACAAAACAAUCUAUUCAUUUAAUUUAUAUUUAUAACUCAGAACCUUUGUGUGCCUUUAUAGAUGAAUUGAGAAUGACAACUAAGACUUAGUUGCUUUCGAUUUCAACUUUUAAGUAGUGUCUGCAGAUAUAGUUUCAUUGACUUAAACAUGAAUGUUUACAAUGUUACACAUUACACGAACUUUGGGAUAAAAAUAACAAUUUACUGCCUAUCAGUGGAGGCUGUUGAGAGGAGGACGGUUCAUAGUAAUGGCUGGAAUGGAGUCAGUGGAAUGGUAUCAACCACAUGGAAACCACGUGGAAACCACAUGGAAACCACAUGGUGUCCAGGUGUUUGAUGCCAUUCCAUUGACUCCAUUCCAGCCAUUACUAUGAACCGUCCUCCUCUCAGCAGCCUCCACUGCUGCAUAUGCAUCAUUAUGUAAUAAUUGUUAAAUAUCUGUGUUUGAAAGGAUUAUAUUGGACUAAUGCACCUCAUAUUUUAGUCGGUCAAAAAAAUCGUGCAGAUCAUGAAAAUCAUUAGAUAAGUAUCAUAAUAAGUAUUCUGUUUUGUGUCAUUUUGUUUGAGAAACAGAGACCGGGAUUCAAUCCGAUCAGCUGUAGAUCAGCGUUGUAGCGCGCUUGACAUUUAAAGGUAACUUCCGAGGCGACGUAUGCAGAGUUUACCGUGAAUGCAGUCUCCGCGAGUGUGGAAACAUUGCCUUUAAAAGGUGCAAGGCAUGAUCAGAUCGGAUCUCGGCCUUAAUGUUAAUGAUUGUGUUUACAUUAUUGUCACAAGUGCUGUCCAUUUUUGUGGAGUUUGUGGAAAUCGACUGUAAUAAAAUGACUGUAGAAGGUCCAAUAUAGUAAAAAAUAUAUAUAUAAUUCACGAAGACAAAACAAAAAGAUAAAGCACAUGAAAUAAAUACUUACAGCAGAUGGAGGGGCGACUGUUCUGGAGGGGUGACUGUCCUGGAGGG